Messenger RNA from Seminavis robusta, 348 nucleotides. Lineage: Eukaryota; Bacillariophyta; Bacillariophyceae; Naviculales; Naviculaceae. The record is from the annotation of a GenBank genome assembly.
AUGGUAACAAGUUCCACUUUCACUCCAUCUCUGGAACCAGUAUCACCCCCAUUUUGGAGGCGCCAGAACCUCAAAGUUGCUUUGGACUCCCUCCACCAGAGCAAUCGGAUAAGCCGCAGGCGUGUUCCAGCCCAGAUCGGUGUUGCCCAGUUCGGAGACUCUGUUCGGAGCAAUUCGGGAGUUAGUGUGGGCCUGGGUGUAGCGGUACAGUUGUGUUUUGCGAAACAGUCUCGAGCUUGCUAUUGCGGUACCGGUAUGCAUACCGGUGCCGUACGUAGCUUGUCCUGCGGUGACAGAGUGUUGUUGAUUGAUCAUGUUCGUCAAGACGACAAAAGUGCAUGUUUGUAG